AAACUUGGGGGAGGAGCUUGAGCGCCAGCCGCUGUCCCAGUUCUGCCAGCAAUCGAAUCUAAGUGUCUGGUUAUUACCGUACCGCAGUACGUGCCUGGGCCGCGGUACUACAGUGUCCGGUCGCUCGCUUGCCAGGCAGGAGUAGCUGCGCGCGCGAUCGGCAGCAGGGAAUGGAAGCGGAGAACGCAGGCAGCUGUCCCCUUCAGCACGCGCAAGCUUUUUAUACAUUUCCAUUCCAACAAAUGAUGGCUGAAGUUCCUAUGGCAGUUAUGAAUGAACAAGAAAUGCCGGAAGUUCCAGCCCCAGCUCCUGCUCAGGAACCCACACAAGAGACUCCAAAAGGAAGGAAAAGAAAACCCAGAAAAACAGAACCAAAAACACCGGUGGAACCCAAAAAACCCGCUGAAGCCAAAAAAUCUGGCAAGUCCACAAAAUCAAAAGAAAAGCAAGAAAAAAUUACAGACACAUUUAAAGUGAAAAGAAAAGUAGACCGGUUCAAUGGUGUUUCAGAAGCUGAACUUUUGACGAAGACUCUACCGGACAUUUUGACCUUCAAUCUGGACAUUGUGAUUAUUGGCAUAAACCCAGGACUAAUGGCUGCUUACAAAGGGCAUCAUUACCCUGGACCUGGAAACCAUUUUUGGAAGUGUCUGUUCAUGUCAGGGCUGAGUGAGGUCCAACUGAAUCACAUGGACGAUCACACUUUACCAGGAAAAUAUGGUAUUGGAUUUACCAAUAUGGUGGAAAGGACAACACCAGGCAGCAAGGAUCUUUCCAGUAAAGAAGUUCGUGAAGGAGGACGUAUUCUAGUGCAGAAAUUACAGAAAUAUCAGCCACGAAUAGCAGUGUUUAAUGGAAAAUGUAUUUAUGAAAUUUUUAGUAAGGAAGUUUUUGGAGUAAAAGUUAAGAACUUAGAAUUUGGACUUCAACCGCAUAAGAUACCAGACACAGAAACGCUCUGCUAUGUUAUGCCAUCGUCCAGUGCAAGAUGUGCUCAGUUUCCUCGAGCCCAGGACAAAGUUCAUUACUACAUUAAGCUGAAAGACUUAAGAGAUCAGUUGAAAGGCAUUGAGCGAAACACAGACGUCCAAGAGGUGCAAUAUACAUUUGACCUGCAGCUAGCCCAAGAGGAUGCAAAGAAGAUGGCUGUGAAGGAAGAAAAGUAUGAUCCGGGUUAUGAAGCAGCGUACGGUGGUGCUUAUUGUGAAAAUCCGUGCGGUAGUGAACCUUGCAGCUUCUCUUCAGAUGGGCUGAAAAUUCUGAUGAUAAAGGAGAGCGGACACUCCAAAGUCAUCCCAAGUGAGUUCAAAAUAUCUUCCAAGUUUCUUGUUUUACCUUCAAGUUCGUGUAAACUGUACAUAAAUAUAGGGGAAAAAAAUAGUCCCUUCAUUGUCGGAAGAGCUCCUCUCAGGGAGAAAACUCUUCGUUAUGUAAUCAAGGUCUUCUAUACACAGAUGUGAUGGAUAGGGGUGAGAUCAGGAGAAAGCUAACUGGGUCGAGUAAAUGAUGAGCUGGAAUCCCCGGGUUUGGCAGCAGCCCAAGAAGAACAGCGUGUAAGGAGGAGAAAGAUCACAGGACAGGAGCUGCCAGUCGCCCAAGAGAACUUCUUUCCCUGUGCAGAUGGGCCCUAGGGACUUUCAAAGAACUGGAAUUUCCAAUAUGCAGUCCACAGUCUCUGCCAUGCUCUGCACCUUCUCAUCCCCACCCUACCUCUACACUGCUUUCCCCUCUGGAUCAACACACAUGUUGCUGUGUUUAAGGGAAAUCAAGGGAACGGGGCAAUGCUCUUUAUUUUGGACAUGGAGGACAGGGGAGAGAAACAACUGAGCUAGAAAGUUCUGUGGGCACCGGACAUGAGAAUGGAAGUCAUCAAGAAUUGGUACAAAGUUUGGAGGGAAUAUUGGAUGGAGGAAAGGUGAGUUAAUUGUGAGUUAAUUGCAUUUGAAUCUCCAAAUCUAUGGCAGAUGGCAGGAAUCUUAAACUUUUUUUGACAUAAGUAUCUUGGAAGUCUGGUGAAUCCCAUAGACCUCUUCCCAGAAUAAUGUUUUUAAAAGCUUAAAAGAUAUAUUGUAUUAUAAAGAAAACCAAUUACACACUUUUAAAGAAAAUUAUCAGAAUAUUGGGGGGAAAAAACAAAUUUGUGAUACCUAUAGCAUUAAACAUGCUUCUUUAUUAAAUAACAAGGGCUAUUAGCAGGUAUAAUACUUAUUGUAGCUUUAAGUAGUAAUGAGCUUUAAAAGAUGUGAGAUAUUUGUAGCAGCUGUGAUGUAACAUGAAAGUACCUGAUUUACACUGAUGAGGAAGUCACAGGUACUACAGUUCCUUCUGUGGCUUGUUUCCUAUAUUCACAAACGAAGGAAAUGCUCACAUUUUUCCUCAUCUAAGUGCAUGAGAAAAUGAAAUGUAUCCAUGGACACUCUGAGGGUCUGUGCAUCCCAGGUUAAAGGUUACAGAAUCCCUGGGGUAGGUUGAUUCAACUGACAUCUGGGUUAAUAUGUCAUAGAAAAGUCAUGUGUUUAAUGUUUUACCAUCUAGAAAAACUGCUGCUUUGGGAAGAUUUGCCAGGUUUGUGCUGUGGCUUUUUGUAGUCUUAACCACUGGACACCAGGGAAGUCCCAGGAACAACUUCUUUUAACAGAAGAGGCAACUACUUCUUUAGAGAAUAAAGAAUUGGCCUUAUGAGAACUAUUUUUCUGCCAAGACAUUUGAGACAUGUUGACAAGGUAAUUUCUUUAUAGUGUCCUGGAUUUCCACAAAUUUCCUGUUGUGAACUUCCAUAAUUAGAAAGAGUGCUUCACUCAGGGAGGCACAAACGGUGAUGUAUAACAAAUAUUCAGUAAACCUGUUUUUUUUUAAUAGACUUCCUGUGACACAUGUAAUUGAUUAACUCCAUAUUAACAGGUCAGCUUCAAAAUAUGACUUGAUUUUCUUUUUUUUGUUUGCGGCCGUGCAGCAUGUGGGAUCCUAGUUCCUUGACCAGGGAUCAAACCUAUGCUCCCUGCAGUGGAAGUGCAGAGUCUUAACCACUGGUCCACCAGGGAAGUUCCUUGACUUGUUGAUUUUUAAAUGUUUAAAUUUUUACAUAUAGUAGAAUUCACUUUUCUGGUUGUAUUGUUCCAUGAAUUUUAACACAUGCAUAAAUUCCUGUGAUAAUCACAACAAAUGAGAAAAAGAACAAUUCCAACACCUCCAAAAAAUUCUUUUGUGCUGCCCUUCUGUAGGCAAACCCAACUUGACACCUAACUCCUGGCAACCACUGAUGUAUUCUCUGUGGCUAUAGUUUUGUCAUUUCUAGAAUGUCACGUAAAUGGAUGCAUACGGUAUACAAUCUUUAAAGACUCUCUUCUUUUGCUUAGCAUGACGCAUCUGGGAUUGAUACUUGCCGUUGCAUGAAUCAAUAAUUUGUUCCUUUUUAUUACUGAAUAGCGUUCCACUGUAAGAAUGUAUCACAGUUUAUUUAUCCAUUAACCCAUUGAAGGACAUCUGAGUUCUUUCCGGUGUUUUUUGAUUAUGAAUAAAGCAUCUGUAAACACUU
Orcinus orca (killer whale) is the source of this 3535-nucleotide messenger RNA. RefSeq names its product thymine DNA glycosylase (gene TDG). The transcript has 10 exons. NCBI's taxonomy places the organism in Eukaryota, Metazoa, Chordata, Mammalia, Artiodactyla, Delphinidae. The record is from RefSeq and is a predicted model, not a curated record. The coding region runs from base 171 to 1460 and encodes 429 amino acids. Gene Ontology annotation, cellular component: nucleus. Gene Ontology annotation, biological process: base-excision repair, AP site formation. Gene Ontology annotation, molecular function: mismatch base pair DNA N-glycosylase activity.